This is a messenger RNA of Capsicum annuum, 493 nucleotides long. RefSeq names its product cytochrome P450 CYP72A219-like. The record is from RefSeq and is a predicted model, not a curated record. Gene Ontology annotation, molecular function: heme binding; iron ion binding; monooxygenase activity. NCBI's taxonomy places the organism in Eukaryota, Viridiplantae, Streptophyta, Magnoliopsida, Solanales, Solanaceae.
AAGUAUAUCACUUUCAAUUUCCCUCUUAUCAACUUCAAACACUAGUAUAUAUAACACAUUAAUUAUAUAUUUCCAUAGAUGAAAUGAGUUAAGGUAUGGAAAUUGUUGCUUCCUACUUAGUCUCAUUUUUGUUUGCAAUAAUUUUAGCAAUAUAUGCAUGGAGGUUGUUGGAUUGGGCAUGGUUUAGGUCAAGGAAACUAGACAAGUGCCUAAGAAAACAAGGUCUCAAAGGGAACUCUUACAAAUUAAUUUUUGGAGACCUCAAAGGGUUGUCCAAAAGCUUUGAAGAUGCUAAAUCCAAACCAUUGAAUGUCUCUGAUGAUGAUAUAUCUCCCAGAAUUCUUCCUUAUUUUGUUGCAGCAAUCAAGAAACAUGGUAAAAACUGUUUUAUAUGGCUUGGGCCAAAGCCUAUGGUAUUAGUAUGGGACCCUGAGGUAAUAAGAGACGUGUUUAACAAACAUGCUCUUUACCAAAAGCCCAAAUCAACUCCCUU